CUGUCUGUCUGUAGAGCAUCUUCCAUGCGUCUACCUGUGUCUCAUUCCCACAUCAACAUGAACUGUGAGCAGGACUUUGAAGAGGGGGGCAUGAACGUCACCCUCACGCUACGGCUCCUCAUGCACGGAAAGGAAGUCGGCAGCAUCAUUGGAAAGAAAGGAGAGACAGUGAAGAGAAUACGAGAAGAGAGCAGCGCCCGUGUCAACAUUUCAGAGGGCUCGUGUCCAGAGAGGAUCAUCACCAUUACAGGACCUACAGACUGUGUCUUCAGGGCCUUCACGAUGAUCACUCUCAAACUGGAAGAGGACCUUUCAACUCUGGUAGCCAAUGGCACGGUCACCAGCAAGCCUCCCGUCACCCUACGAUUGGUCAUUCCUGCCAGCCAAUGUGGCUCUCUCAUCGGGAAGGGCGGCUCCAAGAUCAAGGAGAUCAGAGAGACCACCGGGGCACAAGUACAGGUAGCUGGGGACCUUCUGCCCAACUCCACCGAGAGAGGAGUGACGAUAUCUGGAACCCAAGACGCCGUCAUCCAGUGUGUUAAACUCAUCUGCACUGUCAUUCUCGAGUCACCUCCGAAAGGAGCCACUAUUCCGUAUCGACCCGGCCCCUCCCCAGGAACAGUCAUGAUCGCCGGCAACCAGGUGUUUGAGACAUCUGAGUACGGAUCACAUCCUCUCUUCCAUGUGUCCCAGGGAGGGCUGGAUUUACAACAAAUGUACGCUGUACAGAACCAAUAUGGCAUUCCACAUUCAGAGUUGGCCAAGCUUCACCAGUUGUCGAUGCAACAGCAAGGCCUGGCCGCCCAGAUGAGCCAGCAGCAAGGCCUGGCCGCCCAGAUGAGCCAGCAGCAAGGCCUGGCCGCCCAGAUGAGCCAGCAUCAAGCCAACUCUGUCAUGCCUGCAGGAAUGGAAUCCAAUUCCCAGACCACAUCUCAGGAACUGCUCAUUCCUAAUGACCUCAUCGGCUCCAUCAUCGGGCGUCAGGGAACCAAGAUCAAUGAGAUCCGCCAGGCGUCAGGGGCUCAGAUUAAGAUAGGUAGCCAGCUGGACAGCACCAGUGAUAGAGCCGUCACCAUCACAGGGACCCCCAUCUCUAUCAACCUGGCCCAAUACCUCAUCACCUCCUGUUUAGAGACCGCCAAAUCCACCGCCCAGUCUUCCUCCAUGUCGACCUCUGCUGACCUCACCAUGGCCUACACCCAACCCCCCUCCCCCGCCUCCUCCUCAGCCGCUGCUGCUGCCACCCUGGCUGCCAUGGGGUGCCCCGGCAUGUCCCACCCCCACCCCCACGCUGCAGUCCCCAUGAUGGGCAACCCCUACGGGGCCCUCCCCCUCUCCAGCCUCCUCGGAAUGCAAUCCAUGAAAUCCCUCCAAUCAAUGCCCUACCUGGCUUUAUCCAACCCUGCCGCCAAUGCAGCCGCCGCUCAGGCUCAGGUCCAGGCCCAGGCCCAGGCUCAGGCCCAGGCCCAGGCUCAGGCCCAGAUCUAUACGGCGAAGAUUUCUUCUGCCAAUGGGAUCGGGAAGAAACCAGAGAGACAGAAGUUUGCGCCAUACUGAUGACAUCUGUCUCCAUCCCUCCAGCUCUCACCUCCUCCGUCUACGAGACAAGAAAGAAAAGGGGGAAAGAAUGGAGGGAAGGAAAUAGCAGUUUUUUUUUCGUUGUUCUCCUCCAUUCUCUUUCUUCUUGCCUGAUGAUGUGGUUGUAGAUGGACAUUUUCGAUUGAUUACGUUUUGUAGGCUUUUUUUUUGUCCCUUAUAUAGUCAACCACUAGGAGGAACGUUUUAAUUGGCUCGUUUAGAUAGCUAUAUUUAUGUUGUCUUAGGUCUUGGAAACCUAUCAAGCCAUAGCCUGUGUCCCAAAUGACAACCUAACUCCUUUUACAGGUGCACUACUGUAGUCCAGAGCACAUAAGGCUCAGGUUGAAAGUAGUGCGCUAUAUAGGGAAUAGGGUGGCAUUUGAGAUGCACACAUAGACUAUUCCUAACUUCCAUUUUUAUCUUCUUCUAACCUUCCAUUCGUUCUACUGUACUGCUGUGAUUGAUUAUUGAUAAUAAUGAAAUAUUCCCACUAAGAGUUUAUAAAUUAAAAAAACUGGUGAGUGAUGCUCAACUGUACGUGCGUAUGAGCUUUUUAUACAGUACAUGAUGUCUGUUUCGGUUACUUCCUGUAUUCAACUCCUUGAUUUUUUUUGAAGGACGAUGUAAAAAAAAAAAAAAAAAAUUAAAAGUUUUAAAAAAUGACUAGACAAAAAAAAAAAUCUAACCACUCGUUUGCAUUAAGUUUUUUUUGUGAGUUUUUGGUCAUAUUUUUAUUUGAAAUGUGUUGUUUAAUUUAUUUUAUUUAUUAUGCCGAGUAUUACUUUUAAGAUACAUUUUUUUAUUUUGA
This is a messenger RNA of Oncorhynchus keta (chum salmon), 2386 nucleotides long. RefSeq names its product poly(rC)-binding protein 2-like. Gene Ontology annotation, biological process: negative regulation of mRNA splicing, via spliceosome. The coding region runs from base 25 to 1557 and encodes 510 amino acids. Lineage: Eukaryota; Metazoa; Chordata; Actinopteri; Salmoniformes; Salmonidae. Gene Ontology annotation, cellular component: nucleus; cytoplasm. The record is from RefSeq and is a predicted model, not a curated record. Gene Ontology annotation, molecular function: mRNA binding. The transcript has 13 exons.